This is a messenger RNA of Xenopus tropicalis (tropical clawed frog), 3217 nucleotides long. RefSeq names its product mitogen-activated protein kinase kinase kinase 20 (gene map3k20). NCBI's taxonomy places the organism in Eukaryota, Metazoa, Chordata, Amphibia, Anura, Pipidae. The record is from RefSeq and is a predicted model, not a curated record. The transcript is spliced from 20 exons. Gene Ontology annotation, cellular component: nucleus; cytoplasm. Gene Ontology annotation, molecular function: magnesium ion binding; transferase activity; protein kinase activity. The coding region runs from base 219 to 2591 and encodes 790 amino acids. Gene Ontology annotation, biological process: stress-activated MAPK cascade; p38MAPK cascade; JNK cascade.
UGCCGGCAGGGGGAGUAAGAGCAGAGCGCAGGAAGAAUAGUAAAUGACAUAAGACCGGAAGAAAGUGGAAGGAACACGCUGCUUCCAGCAGUGACUUGUGCAGGAAAGUUUGUAAUUGUCAGCGGGAGGGAACUGUCUGCGCUUGGAGAGUCGCAAAAAGACGCUGUCUGCAGCUUUGGUACAGGUUGCAUCUUGGAGCUGCCCACUGUCAUUAUGAGAUGUUGUCCUUAACUGCUUCGUUUGUGCAAAUUAAAUUUGACGACCUGCAGUUCUUUGAAAAUUGUGGCGGUGGAAGCUUUGGAAGUGUUUACCGAGCCAAAUGGCUAUCCCAAGACAAGGAGGUGGCUGUAAAAAAGCUACUCAAGAUAGAAAAGGAGGCAGAAAUACUGAGCAUGCUCAGUCACAGAAAUGUAAUCCAGUUUUAUGGAGCUGUACUUGAACCUCCGAAUUAUUGUAUUGUUACAGAAUAUGCUGCGUGUGGGUCACUGUACGACUACAUUAAUAGCACCAGAAGUGAAAACAUGGACAUGGAUCAUAUCAUGGCGUGGUCAAUGGAUGUAGCGAAAGGAAUGCAUUAUUUGCACAUGGAAGCUCCGAUACGAGUAAUACACAGAGACCUCAAAUCUCGAAAUGUUGUCAUAACGAUGGAUGGAAUAUUAAAAAUCUGUGAUUUUGGUGCAUCAAGAUUCCAUUCUCACACGACACAUAUGUCCCUUGUAGGGACCUUUCCUUGGAUGGCCCCGGAAGUAAUUCAGAGCCUUCCUGUGUCUGAAACAUGUGAUACAUAUUCAUACGGUGUGGUUCUCUGGGAAAUGUUAACAAGGGAGGUCCCCUUUAAAGGUUUGGAAGGAUUGCAAGUAGCCUGGCUUGUCGUCGAAAAAAACGAGAGGUUAACCAUUCCAAGUAGUUGUCCUCAAAGUUUUGCAGAGCUGAUGCACCAGUGCUGGGAAGCGGAUUCAAAGAAAAGACCUUCAUUCAAACAGAUCAUUUCAAACCUGGAGUCCAUGUCAAAUGACAGCAAACUUCCCGACCAAUGCAAUUCGUUCUUGCACAACAAAGCCGAGUGGAGAUGUGAAAUUGAGGAAACCUUAGAGAGGCUGAAGAGACUGGAGAGAGACUUGAGCUACAAAGAACAAGAGUUGAAAGAACGGGAGAAGCAUUUAAAAAUGUGGGAGAAGAAGCUGACCGAGCAGUCACACACGCCUCUGUUGCCUUCCUUUGAUAUCUGUGCGUGGACAGAAGAAGACGUGUACGUUUGGAUGCAGCAGCUGGUUAAAUCAGAUGAUGAAAAUAUGUACGCCUCACUGUUCAGACAGCACCACAUCACUGGCAAAAGGCUGCUUCUCUUAGAAGAAAGAGAUCUAAAGGACAUGGGGAUUGUCUCUAAGGGGCACAUCAUUCAUUUAAAGACAGCAAUAGAAAAAUUAACACACGAUUAUCUGAACCUUUUCCAUUUCCCUCCACUAAUAAAGGAUUUUGAGUCUGAAAAUGAUGAAGAAGAAAAGCUAGUAAAUCUAGAACUUGUUUUUGGAUAUCAUUUGAAAUCAGGCAGCUGCCCGGAGGACUAUAAAUGGAAGAUGUACAUGGAGUUAGACGGAGACGAAAUUGCUAUUACAUACAUAAAAGAUGUGACAUUCAAUAGAAACCAGCCAGAUGUAGAACCUCUGAAAAUGACAAAACCACCGUUUGUAAUGGAGAAGUGGAUUGUAGGAAUAAGAGAAAAUGAAACAGUUGAAUGUAUUGUUACUUACGAGAAUGAUGUCAGGACUCCUAAAAUAACCAAACACAUUCACAAGAUUCACUGGGACAAGAUGAAAAUGCAAGAUGCGGUGAAGUCUGUCCAACUAGCAAUAAUGUCACCCCUUCUAACUUCUGAAAGCAAGCAAAGCAACUAUGAGUCAAGUGUGGACUGUCAGUGGAUCUACACUUUGAGAAUGCGUCAGAUGGCCACUCCCACAUCACCUCAGCAUGCAGCAGGCCUACCUCGGUCUCAGUCCUCCAGCCUUUCAAACUUAUCUCAGAUUUUACCGUAUCUGCAGAACCAAGAAUCCUAUGCCGCCGCUGUAAGACGAAUUCGCGCCAGUCCAACUUUGCAAGUUACAUCAAUAAAUUAUUCACGCAGUUCCUCCCCAACACAGUUUGGUUUAGCUAAAAAUUUGUCUUCCUUGUCAAUCCAAAGCUCCAAAGGCAGCAGUGCUUCUAGUACAGCAUCUGAUAGUCCAUCAGAAAGAGAGCGAGCCCAUCGAACACCCAAUAAUUCCUCUUACCAACACAAUAGGCACAGCACACCCAUGCAGAGGAGAAGUGGUGGCAGAAGCCCUCAAAUGAAUAGUGGCAAAAAUUACAAGUCUUAUACUGUAACUUACAGUCAUUCAAGACCUUUUGAACAAAGACCUCAGAGAACGAACCAAAACAGAUAUAUUCCAGGGAUGCCAAAACUGGAAUCUGAUGCAGCUGUUAAUGGAGAAGAGAAAAACAAUAAUGAUGGUGGAUGGAUAAAGGUGGAUUAUUCCAAAAAGACUCAUAAGCAAACUACAACUAGCAAGUCACACAAAGACCGCUCCAAGUCUUUUGGACGUGGUCGGAGAUAAAAUUUAUUAUAUUGUAUAGAUUUAGGGCUAAUAUUUAUUUUUAUUACAAAGGGGAAUUUUAUAUGAUACAAAUAGUAUAAGAAAAAACAUAUCCAUUUUAUUUUUACUCGCACAGUGAAUGUUUUCUUAAUUAUUGAUAAAUGAAUGAAUAGUAAAUAACAUACUAUAUUUUAGUAUGUUUUUAGAAACUGUUUUUAUAUUAAAUGAAAUGGCACGCUAUUAUAUUUUAUAUAUAAAGGUAUUAAUUUAUGUGAAAGGGAAACUAAAGAACACUACUGUGUCUUUAAUGUUAGUGGAUUCUAUGAUGAAUGUACUUAGACAUAUAAUGUACCUGUUUGUGUAACUAAAACAGAAAUGCAGGAUACAGGUUGGCUGUGGAACAAACCCAGACCAAAGCUGGUUACUCGUGGGCAUGUUGACGAUAUUCAACCAAGCUGGCACAAAAUCUCACCAUGCUUUGGCACGAGACAAAGAUUAGGGAGGCCCUUCGGGGGCCCCAUACAUGGGCAAAUAAGCUCCUGAAUCGAUCUAAAGGCCACCUAUAGUGGAUGGAUAACAUACAGGCACAAAUUGGAGUGAACUAGGACAAGUGAAUAAAUACACACUAUGUUAUUAUAGUACUUUAA